AGCCUUUGGACUUUAUCUUUAUGUUUAUGAUGUGUGUGUAAAUAUAUAUAUAUGGACAUACUGAUCUGAUCUGCAUUUAUGACUGCAAUAUCCUCUUGUGCUGCAUUAAUGCAAGAAUUCCAUCAUCCUAUCUGGGACAAAACUCUCUUGAAUCUUGACGCGGGAAAGGGCAACCCGGAAGUCAGCGGGCCUCGUGAUUGGCUAUUUCCAGGGGACACCGCGUGGGUCCGACGGGCUGGGAGCCAAUAGGAAAGGGGCGGCGGCUGAUUCCUCAUUUGCAUAAGGCAGUGUAUAUCAGGGGGCGAGCGGGGACGGGCGGCCGCAGUCGGGUGAAGGAACGAAGCGAGCGGGCGAUCGCGGUGAAGGAUGCCCGAGAAUGUGAGCAAGGUGAUCGCCAAGAAAGGGGCCAAGAAGGCGGCGUCCAUGUCGCACUCGAAGGGCGCGAAGAGGCGGCGCCGGGUCCGCAGGGAGAGCUACGGCAUCUACGUGUACAAGGUGCUGAAGCAGGUGCACCCGGACACGGGCAUCUCCUCCAAGGCCAUGAGCAUCAUGAACUCCUUCGUCAACGACGUCUUCGAGCGGAUCGCCUGCGAGGCGCUGCGCCUGGUGCACUACAGCGGGCGGCACACUAUGUCGUCGCGGGAGAUCCAGACGGCCGUGCGGCUGCUGGUGCCCGGGGAGCUGGCCAAGCACGCCGUCUCCGAGGGCACCAAGGCCGUCACCAAGUACACCAGCUGCAAAUGAGACACACCCGCUGGCAACCUGCCCUCCACACACCCACACACCCAACAAAGGCUCUUUUCAGGGCCACCUCCACAUUGUCCGCUUGGAGUUUCGCUUACAGGGGCUGUAAGCUCCUCGAUCGGAUCGAAAAUGACGGGAAUGGAGAUAAUAGGUGUAGGAGUAGGCCACUCGGCCCUUCGAGCCAGCUCGAUUUGUUACUAAUACCUAUGAGAGAAGCGAGUCUCGCAAACAUUCUGAAUUAUCUGGGGUGUUAAAUGGUCAGCUCGACAUAGACUACAAGACCUACACCAAACUCAAACCAAUUAGGAGCAGACGAGGGCAUUCGAUCCAAUUUGUGAUCCCAGCUACAAAGACAGAUGUGUACAGCAAUUCGUUCUUCCCCCGCACAAUUAAAGCAUGGAAUAACCUCCACCCAACUAUAGUUACCCAACCAGAUGCAACUAAAUUUAAAGUAGCUCUUUCUUCCCAAUAACCCUUUUUGGCUUAAGCCCUCCCUUCACCACCUCCAGUUUAAAUUCCAUUUGGAAUUUGGAAUAUUUUGGAGGACCAAGAAACCAAGAACCGACAUUCAAUGUGAUCAUGGAUGAUCAUCCACAGUCAAGAAGGGGUUAGGCCCGAAACGUUGCCUAUUUCCUUCGCUCCAUAGUUCCUGCCUCACCCGCUGAGUUUCUCCAGCACUUUUAACUACCCGUCUAUUCACAAUCGUUCCUGCCUUCUCCCCAUAUCCCCUGACUCCUACAAAAAUGCUGGAGAAACUCAGCAUCUAUGUAGAGAAUGAAUAUGUGGUGUUUCGGGUCGAGACCCUUAUUCAGAUUUAAUUUACUCCUCUCCACAUUGUUAUUUUGUGGAGUGAAAAGUACGGAUCUGGUUGGGAUUAGGUAGCUCCGAGUUGCUCAGUGAACGUACUGAAUGGGAC
Messenger RNA from Leucoraja erinaceus (little skate), 1660 nucleotides. Its product is annotated as late histone H2B.L4-like. Gene Ontology annotation, molecular function: structural constituent of chromatin; DNA binding; protein heterodimerization activity. The coding region runs from base 367 to 744 and encodes 125 amino acids. Lineage: Eukaryota; Metazoa; Chordata; Chondrichthyes; Rajiformes; Rajidae. The record is from RefSeq and is a predicted model, not a curated record. The transcript has a single exon. Gene Ontology annotation, cellular component: nucleosome.